Kogia breviceps (pygmy sperm whale) is the source of this 2867-nucleotide messenger RNA. It is a transcript of the gene PCDHB5, whose product is annotated as protocadherin beta 5. NCBI's taxonomy places the organism in Eukaryota, Metazoa, Chordata, Mammalia, Artiodactyla, Physeteridae. Gene Ontology annotation, molecular function: calcium ion binding. Gene Ontology annotation, biological process: homophilic cell-cell adhesion. Gene Ontology annotation, cellular component: plasma membrane. The record is from RefSeq and is a predicted model, not a curated record.
AUCGUUCUACUGCAGGUCAGUCAGAAAGAUCUAAUUCGAGUUUAUUUAACCAAAUCAUCUGGGUUGAUUGCAUACGGAGUUGAAGAAACUGCAAGUUCUUGAACCGGUUCUGAACAAUGGAGACUGAACCAGCAAAAACGCUACAGAAAAGGCAAGUUAUCUUUCUUGCUAUAUUGUUGCUUUUGUGGGAGGCUGGCUCUGAAGCAGUUAGGUAUUCUAUGCCAGAAGAAACAGAAAGUGGGUCUUUUGUGGCCACCCUGGCAAAAGACCUGGGGCUCAGGGUUGGGGAACUGGCCACUCGGGGAGCGCGAAUCCAUUACAAAGGAAAUAAACAGCUCUUGCAGCUGGAUGUAACGACCGGGAAUUUGCUUCUAUAUGAAAAACUAGACCGGGAGGUGCUGUGUGGGGCGACAGAUCCCUGCAUACUGCAUUUCCAACUAUUACUGGAAAACCCGGUGCAGUUUUUUCAAGCGGAUCUGCAGCUCACAGAUAUAAAUGACCAUUCCCCAGAGUUCCUCGAGAGGGAGAUGCUCCUAAAAAUCCCAGAAAACGUCCAGACAGGGACUGUGUUUCCUUUGAAAAUAGCUCAGGACUUUGACAUAGGUAGCAACACUAUUCAGAAUUACACAAUCAGCCCCAACUCCCAUUUUCAUGUUGUCACUCAUAAUCGCGGAGAUGGCAGAAAAUACCCAGAGCUGGUGCUGGACAAACCGCUAGAUCGGGAGGAAGGGCCUGAGCUCAGUUUAACCCUCACGGCGCUGGAUAGUGGGGAUCCGCCCAGGUCCGGGACCACUGCAGUCCGCAUUGAAGUCGUGGACAUCAAUGACAACGCCCCUGAGUUUUUACAGUCGGUCUAUGAGGUACAGAUUCCGGAGAACAGCCCCCUAAACUCCUUAGUUGUCGCUGUCUCCGCCCGAGAUUUAGAUGCAGGAACGAAUGGGAAUGUAGCCUACGCUCUAUUCCAAGGUGAAGUUACUCAACCAUUUGUAAUAGACGAAAUAACAGGAGAAAUUCGUCUGAAAAGGGCAUUGGAUUUCGAGGCAACUCGAUAUUAUAACGUGGAGAUUGCAGCCACAGACGGCGGGGGCCUUUCAGGAAAAUGCACUGUAGUUAUAGACGUGAUGGAUGUGAACGACAACGUCCCUGAACUGACCAUGUCGACGCUCACCAGCUCUACCCCAGAAAACUCCCCAGAGACUGUGGUGGCCGUUUUCAGUGUUUCUGAUCCAGAUUCCGGGGACAAUGGUAGGAUGGUUUGCUCCAUCCAGAAUGAUCUCCCCUUUCUUUUGAAAUCCACAUUCAAAAACUUUUACACCCUAGUGACCGAGAGGCCACUGGACAGAGAGAGCAGAGCGGAAUACAACGUCACCAUCACCGUCACAGAUAUGGGGAUACCGAGACUGAAAUCCCAACACAACAUAACCGUGCUGGUGUCCGACGUCAACGACAACGCCCCCGCCUUCACCCAGACCUCCUACACCCUGUCCGUCCGCGAGAACAACAGCCCCGCCCUGCACAUCGGCAGCGUCCGCGCCACAGACAGAGACGCGGGCGCCAACGCCCAGGUCACCUACUCGCUGCUGCCACCCCUCGACGCGCACGUGCCCCUGGCCUCCCUGGUGUCCAUCAACCCGGACAACGGCCACCUGUUCGCCCUGAGGUCCCUGGACUACGAGGCCCUGCGGGCGUUCGAGUUCCGCGUGGGCGCCGCCGACCGCGGCUCGCCCGCGCUCAGCAGCCAGGCGCUGGUGCGCGUGCUCGUGACGGACGACAACGACAACGCGCCCUUCGUGCUGUACCCGCUGCAGAACGCCUCGGCGCCCUGCACCGAGCUGGUGCCCAGGGCGGCCGAGGCGGGUUACCUGGUGACCAAGGUGGUGGCGGUGGACGGCGACUCGGGCCAGAACGCCUGGCUGUCGUACCAGCUGCUCAAGGCCACGGAGCCCGGGCUGUUCGGCGUGUGGGCGCACAACGGCGAGGUGCGCACGGCCCGGCUGCUGAGCGAGCGCGACGCGGCCAAGCACAGGCUGGUGGUGCUGGUCAAGGACAACGGCGAGCCGCCGCUGUCGGCCAGCGUCACGCUGCACGUGCUGCUGGUGGACGGCUUCUCGCAGCCCUACCUGCCGGCCCCGGAAGCGGAAGCGGCGGACGCGGCUCCGGCCGCCGCGCUCACCGUCUACCUGGUGGUCGCCUUGGCGUCGGUGUCGUCGCUCUUCCUCUUCUCAGUGCUGGUGUUCGUCGCGGUGCGGCUGUGCAGGAGGGGCGGGGCGGCCUCGGUGGGUCGCUGCUCGGUGCCCGAGGGCCCCUUUCCGGGCCACCUGGUGGACGUCAGCGGCACGGGCACCCUGUCCCACAGCUACCAGUAUGAGGUGUGUCUGAAGGGAGGCCCUGGGUUAAAUGAAUUUAAAUUCUUGAAGCCGAUUCUCCCCAACCUCCCGACUCAGGGCGCUGGUGAAGAAAUAGAAGAAAACACCAACUUCCAGAAUAGCUUUGGACUUAGUUAGGGAUCUCAUCAUUAUGCAAGAUAUUUGUCGUUUAUCUCUAAUUUCCCCAGAUACCGAAUUUGAGCGCGUCAUGGAGAAAAAUUUCAUCUUCAGGUAUAGCCUUGAUUUCCUUUUUGUAAUGAAUUAGUCCAUUUAACUUUACCUUGUCCAAGUUUGGAAAACUAAAUUCUGUUGUCAUUGCAUUUAUUUAUAGUGUGCCAUUCCAAAUCCUUGCAUGCUGUUGAUUUUCCUGAAAUUUUUGCUCCUUCCGAUGGUACUUGUUGCAAUGAACUGUCUUAAUAAAAUAUUUUCUCUAUAUUCAUUCCGUUUCAUCACGCUCUAAGUUAUUUAAUGUUAAAUAGCAAAAAUUUAAAAUGUUUACAU